CACACACACACACACACUGAGAGAUGAAUAGUUUCAGCUUCAGAUAGAAACCACUACUCCUGCUGAGAGAGAACAUAUAGCCUACUGUAUACAGGAAAGAGUUCUGGGAAUACUGGAAUACUACACUUCAACCAGCUGCUGAAUCCACAAACUGAAUCUUCACUCGGAGACUAAAUGGCUUCCAGAUCAGAGGAGGAUCUCUGCUGUCCGGUCUGUCAAGAAGUCUUCAGAGAUCCUGUUGUUCUGUCAUGUAGCCACAGCUUCUGUAAGGACUGUCUGGAGAGAUGUUGGAGAGAGAAACCAACACAGGAGUGUCCACUUUGUAGGAAAAGAUCCUUGUCUAACCCACAUGUUAGCCUGGUGUUGAAGAACCUGUGUGAGGCCGUCAUACAGGAGAGAGAUCAGAGAUCUUCAGAGGCUCUCUGCUGUCUGCACUCUGAGAAACUCAAACUCUUCUGUCUGGACCAUCAGCAGCCGGUGUGUCUCGUCUGCAGAGAUUCAGAAAAACACACCAACCACAGAUUCAGACCCAUCGAUGAAGCUGCACGACAACACAAGAAGGACCUUCAGGAAACUCUGGAGCCUGUGAAGAAGAAGUUAAACGUUUUUGAACAAGUUAAAGUGAAGUGUGAUCAAACAGCAGAACACAUAAAGGUCCAGGCCCGACGCACAGAGACACAGAUUAUAAACCAAUUUAAGAAGCUUCACCAGUUUCUAGAAGAGGAAGAGGUGGCCAGGUUGGCUGCGCUGUGGGAGGAAGAGGAGCAGAAGAGUCAGAGGAUGAAGGAGAAGAUGGAGGCUCUGAGCAGAGAGAUUGGAGCUCUUUCAGACACAGUCAGAGCCACAGAGGAGCAGCUGAGAGCUGUUGACAUUUCAUUCCUGAUCUACUACAAGGCUGCAGUGGAAAGAGUCCAGCAGCACCCCCUGCUGGAUGAUCCACAGCUGCACUCAGGAGCUCUGAUAGACGAGGCCAAACACCUGGGCAACCUGAGCUUCAACAUCUGGAACAAGAUGAAGGACAUGGUCUCCUACACUCCUGUGAUUCUGGACCCAAACACUGCUUAUCCAGAACUCAUCCUGUCUGAAGAUCUGACCAUUGUGAGAUUUGGAGAGAGACAGCAGCUUCCUGAUAAUCCAGAGAGGUUUGAUUAUUACUACCUCUCUGUCCUGGGCUCUGAGGGCUUUAACUCAGGGACUCACAGCUGGGAUGCUGAUGUUGGCAACUGUACAGACUGGGAACUGGGUGUGUUAGCAGAGUCUGUCCAGAGGAAGGAAGUCAUUCAGUCUGGAAUAUGGAGCAUAGUGUUCGAACAAGCUAAAUACUCAGCACGGUCACGACCAGAUCCAGACACUGUUCUCAGAGUGAAGAUGAAGCCCCAGAGAGUCCGAGUGACUCUGGACUGGAACAGAGGAAAGCUGUCGUUCUAUGAUCUUGGUACUAACACACACAUACACACCUUCACACACACUUUCACUGAGAUACUGUUUCCAUUGAUUGACAUUAGGGGGGAAGUGAAGGUUUUACCGCUGAAGGUCUGUGUGACUGUGGAACAGAAAUAGAUGAUGAUGAUUAUUAACAGCAAAUAGUAUAAACUGUCAAAAAUAAGGCAAGGAGGUAAUGUUUUCGAUUCGGUCUGUUUGUUUGUUUGUCUGUCAUCAGAAUUACAGAAUAACAAUUGGCCCGAUUUUUAUAUAACUUUGUGUAAGAGUGUAGCAUGGGCUGAUAAAAACCCAUUACAUUUUGAUCUGAAUCACAGGGCAGAUACACAAAUACUUUUUUCAUCAACAUUGCGAGCUACAGCAUUUGUGUUGCAUUCAAGUGGUGUAGGAAUUAUUGAAAAAAAUAGUUCCUGACUGGGAAAGAUUACACUGCAUUAACAUUAUGAGAUAAAGCAUUCCUUGGGGAAGGUCUGUACUCUCCGAGUGCUCUUCUAGCUAAACUUAUUAAUAACUACUUUGUGUUGAUUGUAAGUUAUUCAUCUUAAGGCCCCAACACUCCAACCUGAUUAUCAUCCGUCAGACAGUCUGGCGAGGUCAGCGACGCAAGUCUGUUUGGUGUGUUCUGUGCCGUCAUCAGUCGGAGGGGCCGUUCAUUUGGGCUGAUUUGACUUGUUGAAUCGGAGGGCAGGCAGUCGGACUCAAUGGCCAAUCUGAUUGUUGCACUAACCCGAAAAUGAGCCUGACUAACGCCUCUCAAAGUGCCGCCUGCUGUUACUUUGUGUCGAUUGUGUCGAAGUUAUUCAUCUUAGCAACAUGACAUGUGGAGUUCCGCAAGGCUCAAUCCUCGGCCCUCUUUUAAUUUACAUUUACAUGCUUCCAAUAGGCCAAAUUAUACAAAACAACAUCAACUUUGCAGAUGACAAAUUUGGCUUUUUACGGAGGUGCACUCUCUCUUUUAGUUUAAAGGUGCAGUAGGUACGCCUUAUAAAACUAACUUUCUAACUAACUUUUCUUUCACACGUGCUCUAUCGUUGACAGCUCUCCCUUGUGGGGGGAGGGGCUUUGGAGACCUUUUGGGCUUUAUCUGAAAGGGGGGUAGGGACUUAGAAGUUGUCAAUGUUCAAAUGAUUGGGCUAAGUCCUGGAUAUUCACAAUCCUACCUACAGCACCUUUAAGGUUGUUUUCAUUAAUGUCAAAGAUUAUUCUUUUGAACAGACCUAUCAGUACAUUCAUUGAGUUUAGAAAAUAUGCUUGCUCUUGGGGGAAUUACUGGAAUUGUUGUUUUUUUGUAAAUUAUAGAGUGUGGUCUAGACCUACUAUAUCUGUAAAGUGAGAGAUAACUCUUCUUAUGAUUUAAUAUUAUUAAAGGUGCAGUAGGUAAGAGUUAUAACACUAACUUUUUCAUAUUUGCUGAAUCUGACCCUAUGUUCCAGUAGAACUACAUGAACCACCAACAGCCUGUAGUGCAAUUUGCAAAAAUCCACAGC
Perca fluviatilis (European perch) is the source of this 2927-nucleotide messenger RNA. Its product is annotated as nuclear factor 7, brain-like. The coding region runs from base 175 to 1560 and encodes 461 amino acids. The record is from RefSeq and is a predicted model, not a curated record. NCBI's taxonomy places the organism in Eukaryota, Metazoa, Chordata, Actinopteri, Perciformes, Percidae. The transcript is spliced from 2 exons. Gene Ontology annotation, molecular function: protein binding; zinc ion binding.